This is a messenger RNA of Perca flavescens (yellow perch), 5671 nucleotides long. Its product is annotated as transcription factor 20. The coding region runs from base 198 to 3122 and encodes 974 amino acids. The record is from RefSeq and is a predicted model, not a curated record. Lineage: Eukaryota; Metazoa; Chordata; Actinopteri; Perciformes; Percidae. Gene Ontology annotation, cellular component: nucleus. The transcript is spliced from 6 exons. Gene Ontology annotation, biological process: regulation of transcription by RNA polymerase II.
UUGAGAUAAUACAUUAAACAACUUGACACCGCUGCUAUCAUAGUGUGUUCCUGGAAAGUGUGUAGAUUUUUAUUUAAUUUGGGCUUUAUGUCUAAUACGAUUUGUUAGAGUGACAUUAGUUGGGUUGUUGAAAGAGAUGCAGGGUGGGACGAAUUCGUAACUGGACCUUUUAAAACGAUCACUCCCGUCCAGUUGUUAUGGAGCAGCCACCUGGGGGCUUAGAUGAUCUACAGCCUCAGGACCUCUCCACCUCCAGCAUCCCCACUGUGAUUGACCUGACCAGGAAAGGCGAGGAAUGUGUCCUCAACAGCACGUCCCUCGAUGCAAUGCAGAUGGUCAGGAGCCCCGGUUGGUACCCAAACACGGGGACCAGCAACCCCGGAUUACCCUUCUCAGACACCAGCACCUCGGACACCACUCUCCAAUCAAGGGAUCAACCAGACAAUGCCUUCUCCCACACUACAGUCACCCUCUCCUACGUGAGCAGGUCUCACGUCUUCUCCCCUCACGACUCCCUGUCUCGGCAUUCACCUCUAUAUGGUGUGCCACCUAUAAGCAAGUUGUCCGCCCACUCUCCUUGUGACUCAGAUAAAGGACUUGGGGAUACUGGCUGUGCACUGAACCAGCAUUACUUGGUUGGAGGGCCCCUGGAACUCGCCACUCAGAGAGAACUUUUUCAUUCAAUGUCUCAGGCUCAGGUGGGACCAGAGAACAACUGUUUAACGAAGGAGCCUCAAGAGCUAAAUGGUGGCGUCAUUUCCAGCGACGUGGACGUGGAUAAGUGUGUAAAAGGCAAAGACGAAAACAGCCUUUUUUGGGAAAAGAAUGGUGGUUUGGAGAAUGGACAGGAUGAUAGCUUUUCGAGUUCAGGAAUAUGUGCUGAAGCCUCACCGGAGACACUCACCCCUGCCACAGGGGAGGAUGUGAAGAGGGACAGCUCUGAUGUGCUGUUUCUCCUGUCUAAAAAACAGGACCCAGCGGUCGUCCCGGACAGAGUGGGUGCUACUAAAGACCUGUGUUCACUAAGCAGGGAGUACAUCAGUCCUUUGGAGGACCCUGUCUCCCCCUCCGCUACCUCACUGGACAAUGUAGAGGAUGUGUUAAUCCUGCCUCAGGCCUCCAGCUCACCUAGUGGCGACAACUCUUAUCUAGAGACAACUGAUGAUGAGGUUGCGUGGGAUGGCUUGAGGACAAAGGGGGCCAUUAAGCCAGGCUCUGGCAUCAGCGAUAGUACAACAAGGUUAGAUUCAAGUGCUGAAAAUAAGCAGCCUGUCUAUAGACGGAGGGCAGUGUUGGAGCCUGUCCAUAGACGUAAGGCAGUGUUGGAGCCUUUGAUUGACUUGACAGAUGAUGUGUGUGUGUCAGAUGUUUCAGGAAACAAACCCAAGACUGUCAUUCCUCACAUGAACGGGAAUGCAAAGGCACUACAGAGAACUUUAAAAGAAAAGAAGCUGCCGGUGCGGUCCGGCAGAGGAACGCGGUUAGAGGCUAUAGUUAUGAACAUAAAUUCAAGCAGGUAUAAAGUGUCAGGAUGUAUACGCACCAAUAAGAAAGCAAAUGCUUCCCAGUCAACAGCUAGGGAUUCUAAUUUAGCCAGUCCUAAGAGGAAUGACACCCUGUCAGUAGGAAAAAGGAAAAGCAGAGCAAAAGUGCUUUUCUCAGUGAAAACAAUGAAACAAAAAGCAGUAACUUCAAUGAAAAGGGAUACAACUAAUAACAUUAAAACUGACCGUUGCAAAGACUCUACCUCUGAUUCUGAAAUCAAUAAUUCUAAGAAGUCUAAUGGCAGCACACCUCCAAAAAGCCCUCAGUUUGCUGUGCACAAGAAGUCAAAGAAGGAGCUACUGGAUGUUUCAUAUGCUGCACACUCACCACAGGUUAGCCCUGUGAAUUCAAAGAGAAAACCAUCAUCACAGUCAAGUCUUCAGUAUGUGCACAAAAACCCAAAGGAGCCAGAGCAUCUUUCUCACCCUGACCCCUUAAUGGACAUUCAUAUGGCAAGAAUUUCCCCACCACCACCAUUAUCAAAAUCUCCAAAGAAAAGCCAAGGCAAAGGCAAGGCUAAAGGUAGCAAAACCUCUCCCACUGCCAAGACGAAGGGGGCUGGCACUCUCAAGAGGAGGCAAAAGAAACCCAAAUGGAGCCAGUCUCCCUCCAUGUUCUCCCCCAAGGAGCCGGAGAUCAAGUUGAAGUAUGUCAACUACAAGGAGGAGAAAAGGGACUUUCGGUUAGACAGUUUCUCUCCAUUCAUCCGUGUAAAGCAUCAGCAGUUAUCGUCAUCACUGUGUACUGUAAUAAACUACCCCGAGGAGGUAAGCACACAACAGAAGAAGGGCCAACAUCAGCAGGCUCACCCCUGUGGCUUCAAUUCUGCAGUUGUACCCAGCACUUCCUGUCUGCAGCUGGGCAGAGCAUCCACGAACUGCCAGCACCUGCGCGCUCUCGUCUGCUGCCUGUGUGGGCAGGCGGCCAACGCCAUGGACUUGGGGGACCUCCACGGCCCCUAUUACCCAGAAGGUUACCAGCCAAGCGCCAAAAGACCAGCCAGCAUGUUGUGCCUCAAAGAGGACGAGGACGACUACAGCAAUUCAGACUCUUCCUCGUCCUGCAGCAUCCGAGGCAGGGGGAGGAAGAGUGCCAAUCCACCCACACCAAGGCCCCUCAAGCCAGGAGCUCACCUGAAGCAGAAGGGCCUCCUGGAGAGCCACCGGUGGACAUCUGACAAUACUGGCAGCCCUGCAGCUAAGUGGGCUCGGUCAGAUGCUGGCUCUCUUGAUGUGGAGGACUGGUACAGCCCCCCUGUACUGCCUCUGGAUCCCUGUGAAUACUGGCUCCAUGAAGACUGCGGCAUCUGGUCCGCAGGCGUGUUCCUUGUGAAGGGCAAAGUCUACGGACUGGAGGAGGCUGUCAAGGUGGCCCAGGAAACGAUGUGUUCAGCGUGCAGUGACCCAGGUGCUACACUGGGCUGCUUCUUCAAAGGCUGUCCCAACAAGUACCACUACAGGUGUGCUCUGGAGUCAGCAGACUGUGUACUCAUUGAAGAAAACCUUUCCAUGAAGUGUAAAAAGCACAAGAACAAGACAUUCAAAGCCCCUCCAGGGAACCGAUGGGAUGACAGGUGACAAGUUAGCAGAAACCACCUAAGACAUCUACAUGCAACAUCCUACAGGGGCUCUCCUUCCCCUUCUGCUGGUAACCAUGGCAACUGUGGACCAGGGUUCUUCUGCUUGACAACAAGCACCCGUAAACCUUAAACUUCACCCUCUGCACUGUUAACCCCUGUCACUGAAACCUCCCUCAGUCCAGUCUGAUGGCACCCUUAAGACAGACUGCCAUAAACAUCUGCAGACUGGGGAAACCUACUCUCAACUUCACAAUAAGUAAUAUGCUGAAUUUGUCAUUCUUGUUAUUACUCUGUAGUUAUUUAUAUGGAAUUUUUUUGUUCCUUGUGUCAAAUAUGAAUAACAAUCAAAGAUAUUUAAUUUUUUUUUAAAGAUUUUGUAAGUAUUUGAUUAUAUUUGGUUUAUUUAUUCCUGGAGUUUUCUUAUUGGCUUCUUUAGAAGUUGUCAAAGAGGUUUGAUUGUGUGUUUUUAAGUUAUUGGUAAAGCAAUUUAAUGAAGUAUCAAGCCAGUCAACGAGAGGCUGGUCGGUCGAGAUUUGACACUCGCAAAACAAGGUACCUGAAUUGACGCUGUCAGCACGACAGGGUUCCAUAUUCCAUACACCUUUUUGUAUCAUAGCACACAGGAUUACGUUUCGCUUCACAAAGAGAGGUGCGUUAGGCAAGUCUCAAAUACACUUAAACAACACUUGCACUAAAUGUUGGGCCCAGUUAAUGUUAUCAAGGAGACUAACCGUGUGUUUUUGAAUGUAUUCUCCCCAUGUGAGGGGUUUUUGCAGGAAGCACUUUGGAGUGGCACUGAACAGAUCUGGUCUUCUGCUACGGCUGCAGUAUUACGUUUCUGAGCUGACUGACUUCCCCUGUCGUAUCAUUUGCUUCAGACUCACUCAUGCGACUCUUUGAGGUUCACAGGUCAUCCGACCAUUAGGAUGAGACCUUGUGAUCUUAUUUGGCUUAAAGCACUUUGGCCUCCUACCUCCAGGCUGGGAGAAAUGUGCCUGUGUUGUGUUUGUCUUCAUGGCCCUUAAAUCAGUUGGUAUCUUAAUGCAAUUUCAAUACGAUCUGUUGAGAGAACUGUAAGGGGAUAAGAAGAAAAUAAGCAGACGUUUUCUUUUUUUUUUUAACAGGGAAAAGUAAAGAUUUAUUUCAGUGCAAGUCAUCUGUUGUUUACUUGGAUUUUUCUGAGAACUGCUUUUUUCUGUUCAGUUAUAUUUUUGGAAUUUUGCAUCACAAUGUUAGCAUUGCUUUGAGGGUACCUCAACGUAACUUUUUUUGGAACAAAAGAACCUCUCGGCUUCACCUGUGUCCCUUAAGUUCAAGAAGGAUGUUUGUUUGCAGAUUUCUAUGCUGACAUUGAGCAUCUUUGGUUCUUAUCAAUCUUAUUUCAAUAUGAUGCUAGUAUAAAGAUUCCUGAUCGUCUACUGCAAUUUAAUUUCUUGACUUGGGCCUGAAUGGUAACUUUCCACCACCAGAACCUUUCUGAAAAAGCCUUAUCUGACGUUCAAGAGGUAUAUACGGUUUUUCCUAUCUUCACUGGAUUCUGGUGCAACGACAAAUCAGUGGAUGUACAUUACCUUUCAUUGGACAUCUUUAAUGACUAAAGGCAGCUUGCAUGCACUUUUCUACUGCAGACUUUGUUAUUGAUACAAGAGGCAUUGGGUAUGGUAGGCCAAUUGUAAUGAACCCUUUUGCCACGCAGGUACGCACUCAGUCUCUGGGACUUAAUAACCUUAAUACUUGUUGAAUCAGUAAUUGAGGUUAGGGCUUUGCCCUCUCAGCCUGCCUGUUUGUUUUAGAGAAAAGUCUAUAUGUGAUUAGUGUUGGUAUGUACGUCUCUAUGUACUUUUGCAUAGCGCCAUUAGGGGCAGCGUUGUGCUGUCUAAGACCAGCGUGUGAGGUACAUUAAGUCAUGGCUCCAUGUUAAAGGAUAUCCACACAGAGGCAGCGGAAGGCUUUGUCUGCUAAGUGCCUCACCAGCAGCAGGACACACACACACACACACACACACACACACACAGACCCAAAUCUCCUUAUCCUGGAACACCAUGUCUAUUUAAUUUGUGCCAUCCUUAUGUUUUCUGUAUUUUACAUUUGGUUGCAGUGAAAUUUUCACUACAAUUGUUUUUGAUUACAGGCAGGUAUUUGCAUUGUAACAUAUAAAAAUUUUGGACUAUGAUUUGUUCUUAAAUGUUUUGUCCGUGUGUUAAUCUCAGGGCUGAAUCUCAAAUAUUUUAAUGAUUGGAAUUUUAUUUUGUGAUUUUUCCUUUGUUUUAUUGGGCUUGUUGUGUAAACCCCACAUUGACUGGAGCAAUGAUACACGUAGCAGGAUGUGGCUUUCUCCUCAGAUGCAAAGCCAUCUGUCCUGGUACACGCUACAUUCCAACGUCUCCUACAUGUGUAUGUCAGUGCUGUGGUGUUUUUAGGUUUAACAUGGGACUAGGACGGCCAACUCAUGUCACUUGUUUCAUGGUCUUUAUUUUAUGGCAACUUUUUGUACCAUCUUGGAGCAUCAGAGGUCAUGUAAUUGUCAAAAAUAAAUAUUUUGUUUAA